Molecule: messenger RNA, 2436 nt
Organism: Cladocopium goreaui
Lineage: Eukaryota; Dinophyceae; Suessiales; Symbiodiniaceae
Source: the annotation of a GenBank genome assembly
AUGAAAACCGACUUCAAGGUGAAGAAGGUGCAGAUGCCGGCGCAAAAUGCCCUCGAAGAGAAGGGCGAAGAAGUGACGCACCGGAAGUUGGGCUUGGGUGAGUUGCUGGCCCACCUCCAACAUCAUAGCGCCAAAGUGCGACGAGACGCGCUGAAGGGUCUGCUGGAGCUGUGCAGGGAUCACCCUGGCGUCUUGAACGUGAAUUUGUCGCAGAUCUUGGACUCCAUUUCCUUAGCCGCUUCAGAUGGCAGUGCGGAUGUCCGCUCUGCCCAAAGGUCCUUGCAGGUGGGAAAGGACGGCUACCCGGAGCUGCCCUCUCUGGAGGAUAUCAUGAGCCCAGCGGAUCAGACCAUGUCGGGCAUCAGUUCCAGGGCUAAGGAGCUGGAGAUGAAGAUGUUGAAGAUGGAGAAGGAGAACUCCGCCCGACUGGAGAAACAGAAGAAGAUCUUCGACCGGAAGCUGAAGGAACAGGAGGAGAAGAAUCAGCUGGUGGGUAAGGAGAACGCGAAGUUGGCCAAGUCCAUUAUGCACCUGAAGAAGAAGAAUGAGGAAGUCUUUAGCGCUUCACAGCAGCUGAAGAAAGCCAUUGGCGUCCGACGAACAGAGAUGAAGAGUAUCCAGGAGCAACUCCUUGAGGCCAGCAAGUUUUUGACGGAAACCCUCGACAGCACCGAUGAAAGUCAGGCGUCCGAGCUGAAAGUCUUAGAGCAAGAGGAGAAGCAAGAAGCGAAGGAUGCCAAAGAGGCCAAAGAGAAGCAAAAGGUCGACUCCUUCGUGACCCUGGCGGAGCAACGCGCCACGACGGCCAUCUCCGCCGCCGACGGCGUUGCCGACGCCGGAAGCGCCGAGGACGGCCACGGCUCCGCGUUGUCGUUCCUGGAGCUCCGCGAGGAACCGGAGCCCGAGAGCCUGCUGAACGUGCUGGCCGAAGGUGUGAAGGACAUGAAGCAGCAAGGCGAGGCGAGCUCCAAGCAUUUGAAGGGCCUUUUCAUGAGCAGUUUGCAGGAUGGCAUGAAGCGACGCAAGGCCCUGCUAUCGCAACAGCAGGUGUUGCAGAAGACCUUGGAAUCGAUGCAAAGCUACCAGGAGAAGCUGUCGAAGGCGGAAAGCCACUUGAAGGAGACCAAGGUGAAGUUGGACAAGAGUUUGCAUGAUUCCGGGAUUUUCCUCCAGAAGCUCUCGCAACUGACACUCUCCAAACCUGAAGAAAGUGCCUUCAUCUUGGACCAGAUGCCCCCGGCCGCGCUGUCGGCCUUUGGUGCCACCUUGGCGUUACAGGUGCGGGGGGCCAUUUCCCACGUCAGUGGUGAGGUGCGUGAAGAUGGCUUGAAACUGCUGGACCUGUACCUCUCACGCUUGGGCAGCAAGCAGGUCCUCACACAAGGCGAGGCUGGUCGCUUGGUGAGUACCUUGUGCCAGCUGCAUUCCCAUGUGGAGUUAGUGCUGCCCUGUUUGCUACAGUUGCUCUCCACCCAGACCGUGGCCGCCGAUGAGGAUGGCGAGGUGUCGCAGCUGUCUCUGCAGGAUGUCUUGGAGGGGAAGCUGAAGAAAGUGACCAGUGUCUCCAGAGAUUCUGAGGCGGACAACGAAAUUUGGGACUUCUGCCUGAGGGCCUGGAUGCAGGCGGGCGACAUGCCACGUGGCGAUGCCAAGGGGAGCGGUGCCAAAGCGGGAUGGAUGCGACUGAGGGUGGCGGCCGUCUUGGAACAGGCACUGAUUGAGGUGCUGGCAGGGUCAGGUGACAGCCGGCCUUCUGCUUCUCAAGUAGCGACACUCAGCGGAAUCGUCCGUCGCCAAGAGUGGCCCAUCCACGUGGACGCUGGCAGCCCCCUUCGACCCUUGGCGGAUUCCAUCAACUUGCGGAUGGCGCGCAUGUUGGCGCUGUUGGUCACCGGGGCCUCCCAGGAUGCGGCGCCGAAACACCUCCAGCGCUUAGCCCACGCCUCCCUCGCUGUCCUGGACACCGUGCUGCUUCCCGCCGUCGCUGCGGUGGCGACCCACGUGCGGACGCUCAGCGUGGCGGCCGCGGCGGCGGCCGCAGCACAGGCCUUGGAGGUUGUUGCCAAAGGUUCCGACGAAGCAACAGAGGUGAAACCAUUCACCUCCAUCGGCUGCUUGUGCCACGGUCUGCUGGUCCUGGAGCUGCUUUGGAGCCAAACGGAGCAUUUUUCCACUACUGAUCUUCAGCAUUUGGCCGGUGUGACAGCUGCUGUCGCAGCAGGCACAGGUCGAAGUGACGAUGAGUUCCUUCCCACCACUGCCGCAAUACUGGCUGUGCCACUUACGGCCUCAUUGCUAGAUCUCCACAGCGACCCUGUGCCGCCGCUGCUGCAGCGUGCGGUGCCGCGCCGCUGUGCGCGGCAGACGUCGCGCGACACGGCGCGGGUCAUUGAAGAGCUACGACCAGGCGAGGGCAGCGCUGACCAAAGUUGCUGA